Molecule: messenger RNA, 2969 nt
Organism: Ruditapes philippinarum (Manila clam)
Lineage: Eukaryota; Metazoa; Mollusca; Bivalvia; Venerida; Veneridae
Product: cyclin-dependent kinase 1-like
Exons: 8
Coding region: 160-1059 (299 amino acids)
Biological process (GO): mitotic G2 DNA damage checkpoint signaling; G2/M transition of mitotic cell cycle; protein phosphorylation
Cellular component (GO): nucleus
Molecular function (GO): cyclin-dependent protein serine/threonine kinase activity; ATP binding; RNA polymerase II CTD heptapeptide repeat kinase activity
Source: RefSeq, a predicted model, not a curated record
UUGCUUUGAAACGAGGCAGAUAUUUCUCGUAAUCGGAUUGGUUUAUUUCGAACAUCAUUUUAGGAGCGGCAAAGAAGAAACAACAAAAAAUUAAUAACAAAAUUUGAUAAAUAUUAAUCAACCACUAACCUAAUUGUUUUAUAUAUAUACGAAGCAGUGAUGGAUGAUUAUUUGAAAAUAGAAAAAAUUGGAGAAGGUACUUAUGGUGUCGUGUAUAAGGGAAAAAACAAAAAGACUAACAAGUCUGUGGCCUUAAAGAAAAUUCGAUUGGAAAGUGAGGAUGAGGGAGUCCCGUCAACUGCUAUCAGGGAAAUAUCUCUGUUGAAAGAAUUGCAGCAUCCAAACAUUGUCUGCUUGGAAGAUGUGUUAAUGCAGGAGAAUAAACUUUACCUUGUGUUUGAAUUUCUUUCUAUGGACCUGAAGAAGUACAUGGAUACCAUUCCAAGUGGGCAGUAUAUGGACAAAAUGUUGGUCAAGAGUUACACAUAUCAGAUAACACAGGGAAUAUUAUUUUGUCACCAGCGUCGUGUCUUACAUCGUGAUCUCAAACCACAAAAUCUCCUCAUUGACAAUAAUGGUGUGAUAAAACUAGCAGAUUUUGGACUUGCUCGAGCAUUUGGUAUUCCAGUCAGGGUAUACACCCAUGAGGUUGUAACACUAUGGUACAGAGCUCCAGAAAUCCUACUGGGUUCACAGAGAUACUCUACACCUGUUGACAUAUGGAGUGUGGGAUGUAUAUUCGCUGAAAUGGUCACAAAGAGACCUCUCUUCCAUGGAGAUUCAGAAAUUGAUCAACUGUUCAGAAUAUUCAGAACACUGACGACACCAACAGAAGAGACAUGGCCUGGAGUGACUAGUCUACCUGAUUAUAAACCAACCUUUCCUUGCUGGAAGACCAACCAGUUACAGAGCUGUGUAAAACAGCUAGAUAAUCAAGGCCUUGAUCUCUUACAGCAAAUGUUGAUAUACGACCCUGCUCUCAGGUUAUCAGCAAGAGAGACAUUAAAUCACCCAUACUUUGCCAACCUCGAUAAAUCUGCUCUACCAGCUAGAUCUUAACAAUGACCAGAUAGCAGUGUCAUAAUAACCAGUGGUUUUGUUAUGCUCAAAACAAACGUUGUAAUUGUAAAACAGAAAGACUAGAAACAUCUACGUGCUGAAAAAAACCCAACUUGUUGUGCAUCAUGUUUGUUUUCUCUCAUGCGCUGUUCUUGUUAACCCAUCACAGUCAUUUAUGCAGUUUUUCUCAAGUCAUAGGAAUCGCCUUUUAAAGGGCUUGUUAACUUUGAUGUAAAUGAAAUUAACAGAGACUGGUAAUUAAUUAUCAUAGUAUAUUUUUGUCUGUCGGAGCUUUAUAGUGUGUAAAGUCAACUAGAUCAUACCAGGUGAUUUUAAAAGCAUUUGUAUGAUGAGCAAAAAGGAAUUAUUUCUAGUAACAGAUGAACAAAAAAGAACAAAAAUAUCUUUAAAGACAAGAAAAUAAAACGAAGUAACAUACAUUUUAAGACUUGAUGUUAUAUAAACAAUUGAAUUCCUACAUAUCAAGUUCAUAGGUACCGUUUCUGUGUUGAUAGAUAUAAAGAAUCAAUAGUAAAUGCACUUUGAAGCAUGAAAUAUGAUCAUUUAAAGAUAUAUAAACUUGUUAAACAUUCUUUAAACUUAGUCUUACCAUUAGCCUUCAGUAUCAAGUUAUACUUAUUAUAGGCCAACAACCACCAGUGAUCAUGUGUUCAAAUUGUCUCCUCUUCUUUUUUUUCUACUAUUUUUUUGUAAAUUGUUUUGUGUUCAUCUCUUAUAUGUGAUAACGUGUAAUAAUUGUGAAAUACUGUUUGACCUGGACAUUUUUAUGUUUUCAUGGUUUGACAAUACUGGUAUUUUAUUUUGUGCGAGUGCUUUUGAAUUGUUUUAACCAUUCAGUGCUUAAUGUAUAUAUUUAUAUAUAACAGUUUUGCUUUGUAAAUUUUGGUAAAUUAUGUUAUUGAAGUAAAUAUACACUUAGUAAUUUAAUAACCUACAUUUAAAGUUUUCAUCCAGCACAGUUAUAAGUCGAUCUCAUUAAAUUCAGAUCAUCAUUUUCGCUCUGUUAUUCAUCUUUUGUACAUUUAGACCUAUCUGAUAGCAGUUUUAAGACUUCAGUGAUUUAAUGCUGAAUAAAGGCUAAAAGUAUCAUGCCUAAUAAAACAGAACAGGUGUGCAUGCUGUCCAAAAUGCACAAACUGGCAGCAUUAAUCUGUUACCAUAAAAAAAUCUGGUGUCUAGUUCAGGGAGGUCAAUGGUUUUACCCAUGUGUUUAUAUAUGCAUAUAAUAUUGAAUUAAGAGACAGCAUUUGUUACAUUUUUUGCAGUAAACUCCAAACACAUUUGGAUUAUAGGAAUAUCAUUAUUUGAAACUUGCAUUAGACUAGAUUUUUUCAGGGUAGGAUCUCAGAAGACAUGCAAUGUGGUCUGUUUGAAUAAAAUUAUGUUAAAGCAAAAUUGAAGUAAUAGAUCAAGAUACUUAUAAAAUAAUACUUUUGUUAUAUACAUGUACCUCCUAACUUUAUAUUCAACCAUAACAAAAUAUUACAUAUUAACAAUUUUUCAUAUCGUACUGACUUGUAUAUAAAUCUAUUGUAUUUGUGCAUGUCAUACAGUUGCUUUUUGCACUAAUUUAGCUUGAAGGCAUGUUACAUUCAAACUUUUCAAGUUGGAUUUGAAGAGUUAUAAUAAUUGAAUAUUGAAAUGAUGUAUUUUAUUGUGAUGAGUGAAUGGUUAUGUUUGAUAUAUAUACUACUAUAUAUAAUCUUUUGAUGUUCUAAAUCAGUGAAUGUUUGCUCUAGUGUUUCUAUUUACAUUUUCUCUCUAUAAAGUUUUCCUCUUGUACCAAUCUCACCUGUCUGUUACAUCCUUCUCACUUACAUAGUCUGUCUGUUUGUCUGUCUGUCUGUUUUAUUAUGAGCGAAAAAGAACACAAAUAAAUAUCAACAAUC